AUGUCUACCAUCCCUCAGGGCCCCGUUGAGGCACGAUCACUGUCGUCGGUUACCACUAUCGCAUCAAAUCCCCCCGCCUAUCCGCGCAAUCCUACCCACGAGAAGCACGAACCACUCUCUCUGUACAUUGUGCGUGUGCCAGGAAGCAAAGACAUCUUUCUCUCGCCUCUCAAACCACCGACUAAGUCUAGUGUCUCUGCUGAGGCGAUCAACGCCUCUCUUUACUAUCUCCAUGUCGCGACUCCCGACGAUGAUACCCUGCUCCAGGAAGUAGAAGAAGAGCGCGCAGAGGAGGCCCAAUUGCGAAAGGAACGCCUUGAGAAAGCGGGCGGCGAUAGCCCUGUACAACACGAGUUCGCGCGGCUGAACAAUGUGCGCCGGAAACCAGUUGGUGGAGGAGGUGAUCCCAACCCCGAGCGCUCGCCAACAACGCCUCAGCAAGAUGCCACUGCCUUGCCAUCACGUCCGAUCCCUGUGUUGCAGGAUAAACCUGCCUCUCCUGCCUUGCCACCACGUCCGGCCUUUAUGCCGCAUGCUGCUGCUUCGCCGACCUUACCACCACGGCCAAUCUCUAUGCCACAUGCCGCUGCUUCUCCCACCUUGCCUCCACGGCCAAUCCCCAUGCCGCAGGUUACUGCGGAAAAUGUAUCUUUCUCUGGAACUCCAGUGGCUAAUAUACAUAUGUCUGGAGGUGUAUCAGGAGAGUCUGGUGGUAAGAGCGGUAUUCGGUGGCGACCUUUACCUUCCUUGCCGCCUGGUGAAGAGUCAUGGGCCAAUUCUCCAGCAGGCGAGGACCCGUCUAAGAGGACAUCCCGAUGGAGCGCGUUUGCCGAACAAUUGCAGAGUCGAGGAGAGAACUGGAAGGAAAAGUAUGAGGCAAAGUACGAGGCGCUGUCGGCUGGCCGUCAUAGCCUUGACUCUACUAGACCACAAUUGCGGCCGCGUUCCUCGCAUAACCGUCCCGGAUCACCAUUAGGAAGUCCGGGACAAUCUCCCAACCGCCAUAGAAACUCAAAUGGAAACCCUCCUAGCAAUGCUGGCUUUCAUAUCACGCUCAUCCGACGCGAUCCCACGUCCGGUACACAAUGGAAUGUGGCAACUAUAUCAACCCCACGAAUGGACCGCAAUACCGUCGAUAUCGAGAUCUCCACGCCGGGGUAUAACAGGUUCGCAGGCUCCAAUGAGUUGCCUUCAUUAUCCAACCUAGCGGUCAAUAUUCCGACAGGGAUUGGACGCCUACCCAACUCUGCCAUUCCUCAAACCUUAGCCACCGAGCAGUCAAAGGAGCAGUCAACCGGCCCACGAAAAUUCCGCCGCCAGCUCUGCGUAUCGAAGCCAUUCGACGACUCCGCUGCCACGGAUCUCAGCAACGGCCUUAACCAAGAUGGUCCAUCCUCCAAGCUAAAAAGCGGCUACUACGUCUUCACGUCUCCUUGGAAUGGCACAUGUACCUUCACAACCAGCGUGAACGGCCGAAGCCUCAAGUGCAAACACAUGAUCCCAACACCCGGCGGCUUCAUCCCUACAAACGGUGAAACAGAAGCACCCCCCGCCGUAACUGUCGCCGAGCUCCGCUUCAACACCCCCUUCCAAGCAGCAAACCUCCACUCGCACGCCCACCACGCAGUCCACAAACCGCACCCGAACCACAUUUCCCCCUUCACCCAAAGCCAACUUCAAACCCCGACCAUCCCCCGGGCAAACGACUACCCAAACGACAACAACUCCUACGAAGAAUCCCUCCAUCCAUCCAUCUCCAACAACAGCCACGCAGCCGCAAAGCGCAAUCCUCUCACCCAACUUCUCAACCCAAACACCUACACCCGGCCGCGCGCACACUCAGGCCCAGGCCCAAAUAUCCCACCUCUCCCGGCCUCGCCCCCAGCAGACUCACGUCCAAAUUUCAGCCCUUCAACCAUCCUCCGCAGAACCUCCAUGCAUGCGCACCGCUUCGCGCGCCAUAGUCAGCAUCAUUCUACUUCUCAGUCGCAUUCGCACCGCAGUACGAGUAAUAGCAGUGGCGGGGAUUUAGAUCACGAGUCUGAUGAGGAUCGCUUGGACUUUUCGCUUGCGAGGGAGCCUGCUGGUGGUGGGUUAAGGGGGAAGAGUGCCAAACUGGGGAAGUUGGUUAUUGAGGAUGAGGGCAUUAAAAUGCUGGAUUUGGUUGUUGCGGCUUGUAUGGCUGUUUGGUGGCGGGGGUAUUAUUAUUGA
Molecule: messenger RNA, 2211 nt
Organism: Penicillium roqueforti
Lineage: Eukaryota; Fungi; Ascomycota; Eurotiomycetes; Eurotiales; Aspergillaceae
Exons: 2
Coding region: 1-2211 (736 amino acids)
Source: RefSeq, a predicted model, not a curated record